UGCCGGAACGGUAAGCGGUGUUACAGUUUCUACACGAACACGGACGGUGUUACGGUCAAUGACGUCAGCGCCAUAACAUAACACGGACGAGAUUGCACGGUUAAAGUACCGACGGAAGAAUAAUUAGGUUAUAACGUGUGGUCUACAAUAGCUAGCGGGGGCCGUGCUGACCCGAUAGGGACCGAAUGAAACCGAACUUAUUGAAACUAAAACACGAGCGAACUAUGAACCGAAGUAAUUUCUGCCUCUGAAAGUCAGGACGACAAGACACACCAAGGCCAUCAUGUUCAGCUUCCUUGGACUCCGGAAAGACUCCAAGAAGGCAGCACACGAGAAGGAAGCGGAUGGAGGCUUUGUUAUCGUUGGAGAGACGGUGGAGGAGCAGAAGAGGAAGAUGCAGACCGUGAACAUCGCGCAGCCAUCGACCAACGUCAUCGUGCAGCCGUUUAGGCCACCCUAUCCAGCUCCUGCUCAACCCGCCGGCACGAGGGACCCGGCGCCGCUGCCGAACACAGCGCCGGCCACCGAGACUCUCCCGGAUCUCCUCGGGGACGUCCCCUUCACGCUCGCUCCCCAUGUCCUGGCCGUGCAGGCGGGGCUCCCCCUCAUCCCCGACGUGCUGCUGUCCCGGGACGUGAACUACAACCUGGCUAGCUUCCAGUACGACUUCACUUUAGAGAACUCUGUGCUUCACAGCGCCUAGUCUGUCAGAGUGCCGAUGUCAGCGCUCUAGGGAACUCUGUCUGAUGUCGGGUAUUUGGGAGGUUCCGGCCCUGCAGCACACUGAACAAGUGCAUGUGAUUCUGUAGCAUUAGGAACAAGUAGAAGCUUACACGAGACAUACGAUAGUUUGUGGAACUGUUAUUCACUCGUAUCCAUUUUCAUUGAAAUCCAAAGACGCCACAUUGGAAAGGAAGCGUCCAAUGUGUGCAACUGAUGACGGGAACACUUUAAAAGACCCGAGUGGACUUGUGGUGGUCUUGUUCCUCGUUGUGUGGCUCUCUGUUCGGCCUGCCGGUUACUUCUGUGUCCGAUAUGAGCCGGGCUAUGAAGGGUGUAUAUUAUACAUACACACAUGUUCCACUACAGACACGGUGCAGCGUGUCAACACAAUGUCCUCUGACUCAGCGGGACACCUGCGCUUUAUUGCUUUUUGGGUUUCUAGCAGUUCCGAUGACCUUCGCACUCAUCAAGGAAUUUUCUGAGAUCUGGGAACAUUGCGACAAAAACAAAUCAAAGGGGUAAAGCCAAAAAUUGCGUUGGCCUAACCUGGUGACCUUGUUUUGCGACCCUUCUGAUCAUGUGAGUGGUAGAACCCGGACUCAGGCUUGGGUUCAUGUGUGCUUAUUUUCAAAUCAGUUUUAUUCAAUGUUUCUCUCUCUAACUGUGCCGGUCUGCGUGGGUCUUUAUUUGCAGGCGUAGUCGUCUCUGUCGUUGGGCUCCAGAUCUUUGUUGGUGGGUCUUGAAGACCCGGGUACCAGCCUGGUCCAGGUCUCAGUUUUAUGUCUCCUGACACUUUUUAGCGAUGCCUCAGUUUUGCCAGAUCUCAGCAAAUACCUUUUACAGUCCGUUUAUUACAGAUAUGAAUGGUGGCCAGAACCACAAUAACCAGGUUCUCUAAAAUGUAAAUAGUACUUUAAGUGAUGGUUGAUAUGUUAUUGCACAGAAGUUUAGUACUCGGACAACAAAUGGCAUUCAUCAUGGAUGGAAUUUACAGUAACACUACUUUUACUAACUCCAGCUCUUGUGUAAUAUUUUGAUAUGGUUAAUUUUGCUCCCUGGAUUUGGCCUUCCUUCUGAUCCAGCAUAAUCUUCUGCCAGCUUUUUCCAUCAGUCUUUGCUUUCUCGUGUUCACGGCACACAUUUAGCAGUAGAAUGCAGUAAAAGAAAUAUACAUCCCACUAGUAAUGCCCAGAGUUUGUACAUGUUUUACUACCAGCAUGUACUGUGCUCUGUCUAUACCUAAGAGAUGAAGCUGUAUGACUACUGUUUACAUAAUCAAUGAGUGGUGUCUAUGAGGACUGUCUGACCUGAUGCUGAAGAGUGGCCUGGUACUCCCUCUCUGCUGCUCUGAGUUUCUAGGCUUUUAUUGUGAAACAUCUGCUUACUGAUAGUUACAUAACAUCAAUUUGAAAAACGCAAAACUGAGUGGAGAAGAUUGAAAAUGAUUGUAUGAAACUAGUACGUAUGUUGAAACUCAGAGUGAGUGUUAGAGUGAAGGGAAUUGUAGUUCCAACAUGUUUUCCAGCCAGGCUUUGUCGGCAUACGGCCUCCUUUAGUUCUUCCUGGUUAUUAUUUGAGUCUCAGUUAUUUGAAUGUGAUUUUUUUAACAGAAGGCUUUAUUGCGGGUACACACUGUAAGCAUAAGGGGGUUGGUGAUUAGAUUGAUGUGUGUAUCCUGAUUUGAAUCAUGUAGUUGGCUCGAUUGUCUCCGUUACCAGGGUGAUUUUGGUUUGAGUUAUUUUGCAAAUAGCCCCAGAAAUAAAUAUAGAAUUUCUGCUGGGAAAAGGAAAUGCAUUUGCAUAGACCUGAUUGUACCCAGGAAUUUACCAAAUACUGUAUUUGUAGCUCUUGAUUGUCUGUACAUAGUCAAAUUUGGUCUCAUCUAACCUGUUGUGCCUUUUUAAUAUACAGUAUUUUAGAAGUAAGCAUUCAGCCACCAGUUGACGCCCACUUAGAUCGUCCUCCUAAACAAUGUUAUUAUUAAAGUGUACAUCUGUUGGCAUUUACAAAUAAAGUUUAAGAGCAUUGUC
Messenger RNA from Cyclopterus lumpus (lumpfish), 2753 nucleotides. It is a transcript of the gene umad1, whose product is annotated as UBAP1-MVB12-associated (UMA) domain containing 1. The transcript has 4 exons. Lineage: Eukaryota; Metazoa; Chordata; Actinopteri; Perciformes; Cyclopteridae. Bases 284 to 703 code for a protein of 139 amino acids. The record is from RefSeq and is a predicted model, not a curated record.